ACUUCCGGUAGUGAAUGAUGGCAAGAUGGCGGACUCAGUGGCUGUUAGCGUACCCGUUUAUAAAUGACGACAUUACCACACACUGCAAUUAGCAAAUGUAGAAACAAAUACCUAAAUUAUUUUUUUCCUUAUUAAGCCCACCAAACGGAAGUUGAGUUUGAAGCGAUGGAGUUUUAUGUGAAGUGAAGAUUGAAGACGUGAUAGAAGAUGGACGACUACUGCUAUGCUAAGAUGGCGACGUCCGCUAAAAGAGAACAUGAAAGAGAAUCAGCGCCACCAACUUCCAGCAAAUCACCAACGGAGAUAAAGACGAAAGAUGAAGACGUCCAGCAGUUGAUUGGUCUUUCAGAAGAAGUUUCCCCUCAGUCAGUAGGGGGGAGCUUCACUUUGAAGCAGGAGGCUCCACAACCACCCUGCAUUAAAAAGGAAGAGGAGGAACUCUGCAUCACUCAGGAGGGAGAGUGUCUUCUAGGACGAGAGGAAGCUGAUUACAUCAAGUUUCCACUGAGUAUUCUCUCUGUGAAGACUGAAGAUGAUGAAGAGAAACCACAAGUAGACAACAUCUUAGCUCCACUAUCAGAUAGUGAGGCUGAAGACGAGGUUGAAGAACCUUUGAGCAGAGAUAAAGACUGUGCAGGUGAUAUGAGGACUCACAUUGACAACAAACACUCUGAUUGCUCUAAAAAGGAGACAGGUAAAAAACAUUUCAGCUGCUUAGUUUGUUCUAAAAGCUUUACUAGAAAGGACAAUUUGACUCGACACAUGAGAACACACACAGGAGAAAAACCAUUUAAUUGCUCAGUUUGUGGUAAGAGUUUUUUUCAAAGGAGCAGUUUGACUCCACACAUGAGAACACAUGCAGGAGAGAAACCAUUUAAUUGCUCAGUUUGCGGUAAAAGCUUUUUUCAAAAGAGCAGUUUGACUCCACACAUGAGAACACAUGCAGGAGAGAAACCAUUUAUAUGCUUAGUUUGUGGUAAAGGCUUUUCUCAGAAGAGCAGUUUGACUCAACACAUGUCAAUACACACAGGAGGGAAACCACUCAACUGCUCAGUUUGCGGUAAAAGCUUUUCACGGAAAAACAAUUUGUCUCGACACAUGAGAACACACACAGGAGAGAAAUCAUUCAACUGCUCAGUUUGUGGUAAAAGCUUUUGUCAAAAAAUAGAUUUGACCCGACAUAUGAGAAGACACACAGGAGAAAAAUCAUUUAUUUGCUCAUUUUGUGGUAAAGGUUUCGCUCUAAGCAACAAUUUGACUCAACACAUGAGAAGACACACAGGAGAAAAAGCAUUUAGUUGUUCAGUUUGUGGUAAAAGAUUCCGUCGUAAUGCAGCCGCAGUAAAACACUUACGAAAACACACGGGAGAAUAACCAACUUACUGUUUUUUGUUUGAAUGUCCAAACAUUUCUUAUUCUUUUCUUUAUGCCUUUUUUUUGCAGUCUCUUAGCGCCCUCAGUUUUCAUCCCAUCUGAACUGUUAAGGUAUCAAAAUGUACGACCAGGAAUCGUUAGUUAUCAAAUAUUCAUCUUCCCAGAACACAAAGAUUACCCAGAUUUCCAGGUUUUCCAGGACAUUUUCCCAUUGAAAACAAAUGGGCCAAUUUUCCACAUUGUUCCACCAUCCACAGACUCCACUCUCCCUGGACAUUCAAGCCAAGUUUCAAAAUGUCCCUUUUUUCUUGGAAUUAGCAGGACCAUUUCCCUAUUGAAAAUGAACUGAAGGCUUACAAACCUCUUCCUAUCCCACAUCUCUGAUCCGAUUCUAACCUUUCCACCAUCCACACAUGCCACUCACCCUGGACAUUUAGACAAAAAAAAUUCCGGCUUCAACAAUUUUCCUGAUUACCAGGAAGUCCGGCUUUUAAUCACCGUUGUUUAAGCCCUUUUUGUUUUGACUUUUUCUGCCCCGUUUUUAUUUGAUCAGAACCAUUCAAGCAUCCAAACAUUUGACUCGGCCUGGAAUCGAUAGGGAACCAUAUUUGUUUUCUUCCAAAAUUUCCCUAAUUACCAAAAAUUCCAGGUCCUCGAGGACAUUAUUUUACUCCAUUUCUUACCUGAUUUGAACUGUGGAACCAUAGUAGAUUUUAUUUGUAAAAAGCACUUUACAUUGAGUAAACAACCUCAAAGUGCUACAGUGUAUUACAGAAUUUAAAAAAAUAAAAAUAUAAUUAAAAUAAAUUAAAAUAAUAACUACAACAGCCAAAUAGCUAGAACUAGUAUGCAUAUAUCUAAAUAAAAAAAAUGCUUUUUUAGAAAGUAGGGUUUAUAAGCCUUUUUUUUUUUUAAAGCAUCCACAGUCUGUGGUGCCCUCAGGUGGUCAGGGAGAGCAUUCCACAGACUGGGAGCGGCGGAGCAGAAAGCCCGGUCUCCCAUUGUUCGUAGCUUUGUCCUCGGAGGUUGGAGGAGGUUAGCCUGUCCGGCAGAGGUGUCGUGUGGAGGAUUUGGGGGUGAGUAGUUCUUUGAGGUAGAGGAGAGCAUUUCCAUGCAGGCACUGGUGGGUUAGUAGGGAGACUUUGUAUUCAAUCCUGAGUGGAACAGGAAGCCAGUGAAGGGAUUUGAGAAUUGGUGUGAUGUGGUCAUAUUUCCGCACUCUCCAUCCACACACUUUACUUACCCUGGAUAUUAAAGUCAAAAACAUGUUUCCCAUUUCUCAA
This is a messenger RNA of Entelurus aequoreus (snake pipefish), 2657 nucleotides long. Its product is annotated as gastrula zinc finger protein XlCGF8.2DB-like. The transcript is spliced from 2 exons. Gene Ontology annotation, cellular component: nucleus. Bases 208 to 1374 code for a protein of 388 amino acids. Lineage: Eukaryota; Metazoa; Chordata; Actinopteri; Syngnathiformes; Syngnathidae. The record is from RefSeq and is a predicted model, not a curated record.